AUGUGUGUUCAAGAUGCAUUGAGUGCUUUAGAAGACGAAAUUACCCCUAUUAGAAAUGCAGCAAUGUGUAUAUGGCGUGCUGAUACGCAUUUGUUUAGAAAAUGGGCAACAUUUUGCAAGAUAAAAGGGUUGAUUCCGACAAGAUUUUUCAUAGAUCAUUCAGGGUGUGCCCCUUGGUAUCAAUCUUACAGAAUGGUUCAUGGCUGCUUUGAGUAUAGAGAUGCAUUAUGUUCAUUUUUUGCCGAGCAGCAAUUUGGGGAUGUUCGAGUAAAUUUGGCUCAGUUUGAAGCAUGCUCUAGCUUAUAUCAGCUUUUGACUACUUUUUAUCAAGUUGUUGAAGAACUAUCCCGUGUUUAUCAUCCUACUUCUGUGUUGGUCUUGGAUAAUUGUGUCAAACUUGCAAUUCUGUUUAACUCUUUAAUGGGGCGUGAAGGUUUAGCACGAUGUGUUGCUGCAAUGAUAGCGAAGUGGUUGAAAUAUUUUCAUGAAAUCCCUACUGUGUUUCUACUUGCUAAAGUAUUUGAUCCUAGAAUAAGAUUACAUGGUGUGGAGAAAUUGUUGGAGAUUUACUAUGAUGCUCUGUUUCCCAUUAAAGAUGAAAAUACCCCAAUUCCUAGCUUGAUUGUUGCUAAUGUAAAGAAAUGCUUGUAUGAUCUCUUUCAAGAGUAUAGCAUGAAGCAUGGUGCUAGUUUGGGUAUGGAUUUUUCUUCCGGUAGCCAUAGCGAUGAGAUGAUCCCUUUAUUGCAAAGACUGCAAAACUUGUACUAUGAGGUGUCAGAGAAACGGCCGAGGUGCUAUGGCGCAAACCCUUAUGGGGAGCUUGAAACAUAUCUGGCGGCUAGGUUUGAGUAUAUAGUGGAGCCGGAGUUUGAUAUCUUGAAGUGGUGGUCGAGGAUGACUAUGCAGUUCCCUGUAAUGUCCUUGAUCGCGAAGGGCAUAUUGGCAGCUCCGGCUUUGACUGUUUCUGUCGCGCAAGCAUUUGGCACGUACGGGAGGGUACGCGUUGGACUGGCAAAUGUCUAA
This is a messenger RNA of Salvia splendens (bonfire salvia), 1023 nucleotides long. Its product is annotated as zinc finger BED domain-containing protein RICESLEEPER 2. Bases 1 to 1023 code for a protein of 340 amino acids. The transcript has a single exon. The record is from RefSeq and is a predicted model, not a curated record. Gene Ontology annotation, molecular function: protein dimerization activity. Lineage: Eukaryota; Viridiplantae; Streptophyta; Magnoliopsida; Lamiales; Lamiaceae.